Molecule: messenger RNA, 1850 nt
Organism: Jaculus jaculus (lesser Egyptian jerboa)
Lineage: Eukaryota; Metazoa; Chordata; Mammalia; Rodentia; Dipodidae
Gene: Phgdh
Product: phosphoglycerate dehydrogenase
Exons: 12
Coding region: 114-1715 (533 amino acids)
Biological process (GO): L-serine biosynthetic process
Molecular function (GO): phosphoglycerate dehydrogenase activity; NAD binding
Source: RefSeq, a predicted model, not a curated record
GAGAAGCGGGAGAUCGAGGAUCCUGGCCAGUUCCCCGGAGCCUGCCGGCCCGUGAGCUUCUUCUCUCCGCCGAUAGCUGCUGGCUGCGAGGCCUGAUCGUCUUCUUCCCGGCCAUGGCUUUCGCAAAUCUACGCAAAGUGCUCAUCAGUGACAGCCUGGACCCUUGCUGCCGGAAGAUCCUGCAAGAUGGAGGGCUGCAGGUGGUGGAGAAACAGAACCUGAGCCAAGAGGAGCUGAUAGCCGAGCUGCAGGACUGUGAAGGCCUUAUUGUCCGCUCGGCCACCAAGGUCACUGCUGAUGUCAUCAACGCAGUGGAGAAGCUGCAGGUGGUGGGCAGGGCUGGGACUGGCGUGGACAAUGUGGACCUGGAGGCGGCAACGAGGAAGGGCAUUCUGGUGAUGAACACCCCCAAUGGAAAUAGCCUGAGUGCUGCGGAGCUCACCUGUGGGAUGAUCAUGUGCCUGGCCAGGCAGAUUCCCCAGGCGACAGCUUCCAUGAAGACCGGCAAAUGGGAGAGGAAGAAGUUCAUGGGAACAGAGCUGAAUGGAAAGACCUUGGGGAUUCUUGGCUUGGGCAGAAUUGGGAGAGAGGUGGCUACCCGGAUGCAGUCCUUUGGGAUGAAGACUAUAGGUUAUGACCCCAUCAUUGCUCCAGAAGUUUCGGCCUCCUUUGGUGUUGAGCAGAUGCCUCUGGAGGAGAUCUGGCCUCUCUGUGACUUCAUCACUGUGCAUACGCCUCUCCUGCCCUCCACCACAGGCUUGCUGAACGACCACACCUUUGCCCUGUGCAAGAAGGGUGUGCGGGUAGUGAACUGUGCUCGGGGAGGAAUUGUGGACGAAGGCGCCCUGCUUCGGGCUCUGCAGUCGGGUCAGUGUGCUGGCGCGGCACUGGAUGUGUUUACAGAAGAGCCACCACGGGACCGUGCCCUUGUGGACCACGAGAAUGUCAUCAGCUGCCCCCAUCUGGGCGCCAGUACCAGGGAGGCCCAGAGCCGCUGUGGGGAGGAGAUCGCAGUCCAGUUUGUGGACAUGGUGAAGGGGAAGUCUCUGGCAGGGGUUGUAAAUGCUCAGGCUCUUACCAGUGCCUUCUCCCCACACACCAAGCCUUGGAUCGGCCUGGCCGAAGCUCUAGGCACACUGAUGCGAGCCUGGGCUGGCUCCCCCAAAGGGACCAUCCAGGUGGUGACAGAGGGAUCCUCUCUGAAGAACGCAGGGACCUGUCUGAGCCCCGCAGUCAUUGUCGGCCUCCUGAGAGACACCUCCAAGCAGGCGGACGUGAACUUGGUAAACGCCAAGUUGCUGGUGAAAGAAGCCGGCCUCAACGUCACCACUUCCCACAGCCCCAUGGCCUCAGGGGAGCAGAACAGCGGGGAAUGCCUCCUGACUGUGGCCCUGGCGGGUGCCCCCUACCAGGCUGUGGGCUCAGUCCAGGGCACGACCCCAGUGCUACAGAUGCUCAACGGAGCGGUGUUCAAGCCCGAAGUGCCUCUGCGCCGCGGCCUGCCCCUCCUCAUGUUCCGAGCUCAGCCCUCCAACCCCGUGAUGCUGCCCACAAUGAUUGGACUCCUGGCACAGGCAGGCGUGCAGCUGCAGUCCUACCAGACCUCGAUGGUGUCCGACGGGGAGACCUGGCACGUCAUGGGCAUCUCUGCCCCGCUCCCCAGCCUGGAGGCGUGGAAGGAGCACGUGUCCGAGGCCUUCCAGUUCUGCUUCUAGCCUGGUGCCUCCCCCCCCGCUGCCUCUGCGAGUCUUGACCAACAGGGAGAGGAGAGCCUGUGUCCCAGGGCUAAACCCGGGGGGCCUCUGAUCGGAACCGCAGCGCCAUUCUAAUAAAGAAUCCCCCAGCUCUGG